UGGCACUGCUGGGUUCCUUCCACCAGAACGCUCUGUGCACGGUGGGGUCAAAGGGAAACUGUGUGCAAAGGGGACCCCACACACUCUCAGGCUGCGUAAGGAAGGAGGUUCUCCUGAUUAGGGAGUUUCUUUAAUUCCUCACAGAAUAGGCAGGCAAAUCCCAGAUUAACCUGGCAGGGUGGGAAGAGGAUUAGAAAGGCAGUUCCAUUUGGCAGCUGGCAGAACACAACAGAGUACAUCACGUUGGGGUAGUGUUAUCCUGCGUGCUGAGGAAGGGGAAAGGGCUGCUGUAGUGUGGGUGCAGCCAGCACAGAAAGCAGGAGGCUGGUGGCAGCUCUGGGAGAUGACAUGCCUGUAGUCUGGAAAGGGAGCUGCCUCAAGGAGAACGCUGAGCCUGGGGAGGCCCUGGGUGCACACGGGUGCGUGCAUGUGUGGGACCUGUCCUGGGGGCAGCCAUGGAGGAAACGUACCUGCUGAAUGUGGAAGGGGUCAGAAAGAAGAUCCUGCACGGAGGCCGAGGGGAGCUGCCGAAGUUCCAGGAUGGGAGCAAGAUCACUUUCCACUUCCAGACACUGAAGGACAACUUUGAGCGGACGGUGAUCGAUGACAGCCGGGAGGCCGGCAUGCCCAUGGAGAUCAUCGUGGGCAAGAUGUUCAAGAUUGAGAUCUGGGAGACGCUGCUCUGCUCCAUGAGGACGGGGGAGGUUGCGGAGUUCUGGUGCGAUGCCAUCCACACAGGGAUGUACGCCCUGGUCUCCAAGGGCAUGCGGAGGAUCGCGGAGGGCCGGGACCCCCUGGAAGGGCAGAAGCACCGCUGCGGCAUGGGCAACAUGUUUGACUACCACAGCACGGGUUACGAUGACCUGGAUGAACUGCAGCGGACACCUCAGCCCCUCAUCUUCAUCAUGGAGCUGUUCCGGGUGGAGGAGCCCUCAGCCUACAAACGUGACACCUGGGCCAUGAGCAAGGAGGAGAAGCUGGCGGCCGUGCCUGUGCUGCACAGCGAGGGGAACCGCCUCGUCCUCCAAAAGGACUUCCAGCGCGCAGCCGAGAAGUACCAGGAGGCUGUCAUCUGCCUGAGGAACCUCCAGGCCAAGGAGAAGCCAUGGGAGGAAGGCUGGCUGAAGCUGGAGAGCCUGGUCACACCGCUGGUGCUCAACUACUGCCAGUGUCAGCUGGAGCUGGGAGAGUACUACGAGGUGCUGGAGCACACCACGGAGCUGCUCCAGAAACACAACGACAAUGCCAAGGCCUAUUUCAAGCGGGCGAAGGCGCACGCGGCCGUGUGGAACGAGCGAGAGGCGCGGGAGGAUUUCCUACGCGUGGCCCACCUCGACCCCGCCAUGGCGGCCGCCGUCAAGAAGGAGCUGAAGCUGCUGGGGGAGAGGAUGAGGAAGAAGCACGUGGAGGAUCGGAAACGUUAUCAGGGGCUCUUCCAGCAGCCCCGGGGGGGGAGGGCUGGCAUGGGUGGGAAGCAGCAGGAGGAGGAAAGGAAGGAAAGAGAGAAGGGGGAAGAAGAGGUGGGGAAUGUGGAGGAGGAGGAUGGGGUAGAAGAAGUGGAGGCAGUGGUGGAGAAACAAGAAGGGAAGAAAGAGACGGUGGAAGAGACAGUGGAGAAGGAAGAAGAGAAGGAGAAAGUAGAAGAGGAGAACUCAGCAGCAGAGAUGGAAAAGCUGGCUGAAGGGCAAUGUGAGGAAUCAGACAAAGGAGAGCUCAUGCUGGGGAAGGAAGCUGGUGGGGCUAACAGAACUGGAGCAAAGAGCGUGGCUGGGGAGGAGUCAGGCAGAGCUGCAGAGCAGGCACCUGCAUAUUUGGACCAGGGGACAUUCCAGGGGGAGCUGGGGAAGGGCAGCUGUGGGGGACAGCAAGCAGACAGCCUCCCCUCCACCAACAUAACCAAUGGGGCAGUGCUUCAGGCUGGGCCAUUGGGUGCAGAUGAGGAGCUGGAUGGGGGAACAGAAACGCCCCCCUACCUCACACCAGUUGAGGAAAGGGGUGGUGCAACCUCAGGACUGGGGGCACCCCUGGAACAGUGCAGGGAGACCAAAGAGCUUGAGGCCCCUGCAAUGGGGCACAGGCAGGCCUGA
Messenger RNA from Tympanuchus pallidicinctus (lesser prairie-chicken), 2087 nucleotides. RefSeq names its product aryl-hydrocarbon-interacting protein-like 1. The transcript is spliced from 7 exons. Gene Ontology annotation, molecular function: peptidyl-prolyl cis-trans isomerase activity; protein binding. NCBI's taxonomy places the organism in Eukaryota, Metazoa, Chordata, Aves, Galliformes, Phasianidae. The record is from RefSeq and is a predicted model, not a curated record. Bases 456 to 2087 code for a protein of 543 amino acids.